This is a messenger RNA of Diatraea saccharalis (sugarcane borer), 3650 nucleotides long. Lineage: Eukaryota; Metazoa; Arthropoda; Insecta; Lepidoptera; Crambidae. The record is from the annotation of a GenBank genome assembly.
AUAACACAUCGAACGCGCAAACAGCGCACGCGCGCCAAUGCCGCUGUCAACUUCGCUGCGCGGGAACCCGUAACUUUAUUUGAACACAGAACCAUACAUUAAUCAGUGCUAUAAAAAAGUGAACUGUAUUCUUUGACUAAUUAAUAAAAACAUAAAAAUGCGUGCGUUUAGUGUAGUGCUAUUUCUUUAUGUUUGUGUUUACGUCGUGGUUGGACAAGAUGUAAACAAUUUGGAAGGUUUACCAAAAUAUGAUAGAAGAUACGACUAUUUGGACUUGGACACUUUAUUUUACAGUAAAAGGCUAGUCAGGAACUAUGUGGAUUGUCUUAUUAAUGCUCAACGCUGCACGCCUGAAGGAAAACAGCUGAAACGAAUAUUACCAGAAGCUUUAAGAACGAAAUGCAUACGAUGCACCGAGCAACAGAAGAGGACCGCUGUGAAGGUGAUCAAGCGACUGAAGGACGAUUUCCCUGAGGAAUGGGCUAAGCUGUCCUCACGGUGGGAUCCUACCGGAGACUUCACCAGGUACUUCGAAGUGUACCUCGCCAAUGAGAGUUUCAACACCAUCCCUGACUCUGCUGACAACGAGUCUGGACUAUCAUCGGUGCCACCGGCGUCAACGUUUGCGCCUCUACCACAAGUGCCACCCAGGUUGCCUAACUUACCGACCACACCGCCGCCAACACGAGCAACGUCGCGGCCACCAACGCGGCCGGCGACUCGCCCACCAUCACAACAAAUUCCUGACAUCACAACGCCUGCCAGACCUGUCAUUCUAAAUAGGUUCGGAGAUGACGGUGAGCUGAUGACGGGUAGCCCGUCAGCUUCAGCUGUAACUCCACGCCCAACCACUAGCAGACCAUCCCCAUCACCGAACACCCAAAGGCCGACCGCCAGACCGACUCUAGCAACGUGGGUGGGUGCUGGUUCGAAUGCUAUCUCCACUCGUUUCCCAUUCCGACCAACUAGCGAUAUCCCGCAGCCUUAUUCCACUGCCAUCACGUUCAUCGACCAAAUAGGACACAAAAUCAUCAGGACAACUGAACUAGUCACAGAUAUAUUAAAAAGUACCGUCAGAGCCGUCGUUGGACGAUAAAAUAAUUUUAAUGUUAAAAUUAGGAUUCCUUUAAUUAGACUUUAAUAAGACCCAUUAUCAAAAUUAUUACUUGUGUACUUAUACUCACCCGCCAUAACGUAUUCAUUUUAUUUUUGUUUUUUUGUUUAAGACAUUGCGCUAUUAUGAAGGAAUGAAAUUAAUUACUACAUACUAUAAAACAAAGUUGCUUUCUCUGUCCCUAUAUAUCCCUAUGUAUGCUUAAAUCUUUAAAACUACACAACGGAUUUUGAUGCGGAUUUUUUUCAUAGAUAGGGUGAUUCAAAAGGAAGGUUUUUAUGUAUAAUAAAAGACCACGCGGGCGAAGCCGCUGGCGGAAAGCUAGUGUAGAAUAAAUUUAAGUUACAUUAAAUAGGAAUGACGCCUGAUUUUUAUUUGUCUGUCCGUCAGGUAGAUUGUUGAAAAAUAUUAAACGAGUUUUUUCGUAAUCAUUAAAUUACGGCGAUACAUUGUGUUAAAAUAUCGCAUGACGUCAGGCUUUCGUACAUUUUCUACAAAACUUUGAUGUAGCGAGCCCCCAUUUCUCAACUUUAAUGUCUGUUAUCUAAACUAUUUCUUGUCUAAACUAUUUCAGUCGUUAUCCCUAUCAUUGAGACGUAUGUAAAUGAGAAUCAAAUAAAUUGAGGUAAUAGAAAAUUCUUCUUACACAGCGGCGUAACUAUACAGUUUGAGGUCCAUGGCAAAUUCAUCGGAUAUUCAUUUUUUUACUAAUUGCAUACUAAUAAAUGCCAGGAGUAAGGAGUCUCCUCUGACCGGGGGCCCCUUCUAGAUGGCAGCCCAUGGCAUCUUGCCGACUGGCCACCCUGUAGUUACGCCACUGUUCUUACAACAUAUCAGGUUUUAAAAGUGUUUAAAACGUUUGUUUUUAAUGACAACACUUGUGCUUAUAAUAUUAUAAAAAAAGAGACAUUUGAUUUAUAUAAGUUGGCCAGGAUUGUAUUUCUUAUUGAAUUUUAAUAUCAAGAGGAAAAGAGUAAUAUUCAGGGUAGGUGUUUUAACUUAAAUUAGCCUAAGAUGUUAAUGUGUAUGUUAAAUAUCGUUACAAAUCAACAAUAAUGUUAAAAUAACCUUUAAAAUUCAAAAAUAAAUAUGUAUAAGGUUAGAAAUGUGAUGGUUGCAAUAAUUUCAAUAGAAAAUUGACUGAUCUCUUUCGAAGAUUAAACUCGGUACUUAAAAUAUAACAAUAUUUAAUUCCAAAUAAUUUUUAAACUGAUCUUGUAGAUUUGUUUUAGACUAGAUAUUAUAAUGCAUAAAUAAGCAUAUACUCGAUUCACGUACAAAUGUUGAUCACACGUCGGGAUUUCGAACCUGCGACCAUAUUCCGUUGACAACUCGCCUACAUUAUAAUUUAAAUAUUAAUUUGAAUCUCAAUAUCUUUCAAAUGCCAAUUUCACAUCACUUCACCAGCCCUUUUACGUCCCCACUGAAGGGCCUUCCUUAUGGAUGGUUAAAGAGGAUGGGCCAUAAUCCUCCACGCUGGCCCAAUGCGGAUUGGAGGGUAUUAACGACUGCAAAUGCAGCCUAGACCAACGGCUUAACGUGCCUUCUGAAGCACGGAGUAAUUCGAGAUAAUAAUUUUUUGGUCACCUAUCCCGUGACCGACCCUAGCGAAAGUUGCUUAACGACUAAUAUCACGGGCCGCGGUGCUUAUCCACUACACCACCGAGCUACUCACGUAAGGAUUAAUGCCAAUUUACUCCUUACGUUUUACUAAUCUUAUAAUUUGAAUCUUCCUAUACUUCAGUCCAGCUUUUUGUUAUAUCCAUUUGAUGGAGUUUUCGUGCGAAUCCGUAACGUUAAUUUGGAAUCCUUUUAUUUGAGUGAUCUCUCAUUAUCUAUCACUACAAAGCUCCCCAGCUUUGUUUCAUAGAUGGUGCGGAUUCUGUUUUACCUUUCUCUAAAUUAAAUUAAAAAAAGACACGUUAUUCCGUAGUCACAUGUAAUCAAGGAAAUAUUAUCUUGCUUUAUAUGUUGUAUAAUAUGAUAAAUUUAUUUCUGUUAUCUAAUUAUUCUCACAGUUACAGGUCUAAGCUUAAAUUUAAUAUAAUUUGUGCAACCAACAAUGUAGAGUUUAGCACUGAAUUAAAAUAUCAUUUAAUUUAAUUUAAUAAUUAAUGAAUUCGGUCGUGAAGUGAAAUAGAAAAAGAGUUUUGUGAAUUAAUAGCUUAAUUUCUCGCAAUAUUUAAAGUUUAAGUUUAGAAACUAAAUAGUAGUAAUAAAAUGUUACUACUAUUUUGUUGAAUAAGAAAAGGUUUCGCCUUCCAUUUAAUAUUGUAACAAAACCGAAAACUGUCUACCUACGUUAUUUUUAUUAAUCAUAGUUUAUCUUUCAGAUAUAUUUUUGUAAACUAAAAGUAGGUAUAAUGUUAUCUCCAUUUUCCUACCUACUCAAUUAUUUAUUAGUUAAUUUAUUUGUAGUCAUUGAAAUUAUGUAAUUAAAGAUACUUAGCUUAAAAAAUAUAUUUUAAGGGUCAUAAGUUUGAGAUUGAAACUCAUUUAUUUGUAAGUCAUCCAUGACAAUAAAUGAUUUGUAUGC